Molecule: messenger RNA, 1632 nt
Organism: Fulvia fulva
Lineage: Eukaryota; Fungi; Ascomycota; Dothideomycetes; Mycosphaerellales; Mycosphaerellaceae
Product: Salicylaldehyde dehydrogenase
Exons: 2
Coding region: 1-1632 (543 amino acids)
Molecular function (GO): succinate-semialdehyde dehydrogenase (NAD+) activity
Source: RefSeq, a predicted model, not a curated record
AUGCGACGGAACCUUUACAACACUAAUGCGGCGAAUGCACUGCUUCGUCAUCGUCAUUGUCUCCACAACAUCAUAUUGCCCGCUUACCCGAGCCAGCAUCAGACCAACGUACUUGAGAGCUUGCAGUGCACGAUGCCGGCGCUUCAGAGUAUGAAAGACUCACAAGGAAGAGAUGUCGUCCCAAUAUUCAUCAACGGCAAAGCUCUUCCAGUCAACGAAAGCAAGGUCCAACCAGUGAAGUCAGCAGCUCGAGACAAAACAAUCCAUUACUACGCCAGCGCUUCCAGGGACACCUGCAUCGAAGCCUGCGAUGUUGCUUCGAAAGCCUUCACAGGCUCAACCCUUUCCACGGGCCGCGAUGGCUGGCGAAGAGCUUCGGCCUUUACCCGCCGCGACAUCAUCCUCAAGGCUGCCGACCUCUUCGAGCAGCACCGGCAGUACCUAAUCGCAGCGCAAAUGCAAGAGACCUCAUGUCCUGAAGCCUGGGCAGUCAACAAUGUCAACAUCUCUAUCGCUUACAUGCGCGAGAUUGCCAGUGCUGUCAGUGCCAUUCGAGGCGACAUUCCACCCAUCGAAAAGCCAGACACGUUCGCGUUCGUGUUCAAAGAACCCGUUGGACCUGUGCUGAUCAUUCCUCCCUGGAAUGGGGCGCUCGUGCUUGCUGCUAGAGCCGUAACGUCUGCUAUCGGAGCGGGUUGUACUGUCGUCCUGAAGAGUAGUGAGCUCUGCCCUCUGACGCAUGUCACCAUAGUCGACAUCUUCCACCAAGCUGGUCUUCCGCCAGGCGUCCUCAACUCCUUAUCAGCAGAUCGCAAGAGCGCAGCUGAAGUUACAGAAACUCUCAUCGCCCAUCAUGCAAUCCGCAAAAUCGAGUUCAUCGGUUCUGCAGCCGUGGGUCGUAUCAUCGGUGCCAUAGCCGCGAAGCAUUUGAAACCCGUCCUGAUGGAGCUGGGAGGGAAAUGUCCAGCCAUUGUGCUAGAUGAUGCCAACCUCCAAAAAGCUGCAACGCUCUGCGCCAAGGGCGCCAUUCUGCACCACGGCCAAAUCUGCUUCGGCACAGAGCGUAUCAUCGUCCAGCGAAAGGUCGCUGCGCAAUUCCAGGAGCUCUUAAUCAAAGCCGUCGAAAAGGAAGAUGGAGGCUUCGCAGUCCACGCCGAAAUGGCGAAGAAAGCACAAGUCAUCCUCCAAGAUGCUCAAGACAAAGGCGCCACGUUCCUGACCGGAGGACCAGAAAUGUCCUCGCACGGCAAAGGUCUCAAACCUUCCAUCGUCCUCGUCGACUCAGCAACCAAGAGAGAAGAUCUGAAAAUUGUCGAUGAGGAAACGUUCGGGCCCUCAGCUUCCCUAUACGUCGUCGAAGACGAUACUCAUGCGAUCCAAGUCGCCAACGCGAGUGCCUAUGGCCUCAAUGCUACGAUCCACUCAACCAAUAUGGAGAGAGCGAUUAAGAUGGGCAGGGAGCUGGAGUAUGGGCAGGUACAUGUUAACAGUAUCUCGGUCUUUACGAGUCCGACGGGCCCGCAGGGUGGCGUGAAGGGAAGUGGAUGGGGGAGGCAGAAUAGUCGGUGGGGGCUGGAGGAGUACUUGCAGGAGAAGUUUAUUACGUAUCAUGGGAAGGAUGUGGAUGCUUGA